This is a messenger RNA of Paraphaeosphaeria sporulosa, 1786 nucleotides long. RefSeq names its product S-adenosyl-L-methionine-dependent methyltransferase. NCBI's taxonomy places the organism in Eukaryota, Fungi, Ascomycota, Dothideomycetes, Pleosporales, Didymosphaeriaceae. The transcript is spliced from 4 exons. Gene Ontology annotation, molecular function: S-adenosylmethionine-dependent methyltransferase activity. The record is from RefSeq and is a predicted model, not a curated record. Gene Ontology annotation, biological process: methylation. Bases 442 to 1593 code for a protein of 383 amino acids.
GACUUGUGCUUGAGAAGCGGAUGGGCUAAACACAUCAUGUCCUCUCCAUUCUGAGUGAUACUCCAGUAGCUGUGCCGCACAUUACUUUCCAGUACAUGAUUAGGCGAAGUCCUUCAAUGCCUGUCAGAGCAAGGGUGCCUCAUCAACUCACCGGCCAGAUACCUGGUUUUGGGGUGAACACAGAUCUCACCAUGCCAGCAGUGCCACCACACUACUCAAGAUGGCGACACAGCCAGCAGUGCUGCUGACCGUGCCAGUUUUUGACCGUCGCCUUACGCCCUGUCCACUCGCUCCUCGAACUAUGCCGCAUGCUCAUGCUCUUUAUCUCGGCGGUUUUGAACACUUUGUCCCCUCGGAGACUAGUUCUUUCGAAGACAUGUUCACUUGGAGAGUUUCUCUUACAAAAGCUUUGAUUUCCCAACCACCAACGACAGGAUCAAGAUGUCUUCUCUUGUGUCUCAUCUAGACCUGAUAGUCCCUCCCGAAAAAGCUACUCACACCCACAGCACUGGUCCUGAUACUACCUCGAACGCAGGAACGUUUGCUUACGCCACAAAUUCUGCAUUCCAGCGUUCGAUCUAUCAAAAGUGCGAACCGUACGUUCCAGAUUUGAAGGGUCUCAAAACCAUCACGGUAGUAGAUUAUGGAUGUGGUCCAGGACGAAAUUGGACCUACGGGCUAAAUUUACUUCUUUCGAGAGCCGAUGAGGACAUACAGUAUCAACUCGUACUCAACGAUGGAAUGAAAACCGAUUGGAAAGAGGUCGCACAGGUGGUGCAAGAUUAUCGUGCAGGGCAGUGUGGGCGUCAAAUUGGGCAUUUCGCUGUGUUACCCGGCACCUUCUACGAUCAGAUCAUGCCGGAUCGGACCGUCGAUAUUGGUAUGGCCUGGAGUUCGUUCCAUUGGCUUGAGAGAACACCGCCACCAAUGGACAUUCAACCCAAUGAGGACUAUUACACUGCUUGGCAAGCAAACAUCCGCUCGCAGGGCCUAGAAGACCUCACCAAACUUCUGUGCCUCCGUGCCAGAGAGAUCAAACCAGGGGGGCAUCUUCUGGUAGUCAUCCCAACAACUCCAGCUUCGAGCGUGAAAGUCUACUGGGAAGCCUUUCUGGAAGCUUUCAAACGCUGUCUUAAAGACGGCACCAUCACACCAGAACAAUGGCGAGCUUUCCGCGCACCAUUUUUCCAACCCACCGAAGAUGAUCUACGACAGAUCCUGACCACUGUGCGGGAUUUGUGGCAUCUGCCCAUACCGUGGGCGUACCACACGCUUGCCCAUCCCGCGUGGAAAACACUGCAAGAUUCUGAGAAGACUCAGCAAGACUACGAGGAGUACGUAGAUGGUAUCGCGGGGUUCUUCAUGGCACUGAUCCGCGAUGUUUUGGUGCGGGCAUUGAGAGGUGGCGAAGGGAUCAACUUAGAAUGCCCUGCGGCUAACGAACAGUCAAUCCUACAGCAGGUUACAACGAGGUUCAGAGAGGCCGUUCUGAGCGAGGAGUUGAGGAACAAGCGUCCUGAGAGUUGUUGGUUGGCCAUGCGGCUCGUCAGGAAACACGGGGUAAAUAUACUAGAGGCGAAAGCAAAUCUGUGAUGAGUUUGGUUUGGGCAAUUUUCUUUUUCUCUUUUUUUCAACGGAGAACAUCUGGCAGUCUCUCGCGCGAACGUCGCUGAAAUCACUGAUUAUGUCGGCAUGGGCCUCUUAUAUGAUUAUCCGGAGUUCUUUGCGAUACCAUAGCCGCAACUUCAAUAGUGGAAAGUAUCCCUAUGCCUCCAUGCUAUCACCU